Messenger RNA from Solanum stenotomum, 2037 nucleotides. RefSeq names its product seed biotin-containing protein SBP65-like. The coding region runs from base 46 to 1980 and encodes 644 amino acids. NCBI's taxonomy places the organism in Eukaryota, Viridiplantae, Streptophyta, Magnoliopsida, Solanales, Solanaceae. The transcript is spliced from 3 exons. The record is from RefSeq and is a predicted model, not a curated record.
AAAUUAUCAAAGUUUAGUACUUUUUUUGUUCCACCACCAACACCAAUGGCUUCAGAACAAGUAAGAAGAAAAGAUGACAACAUUAUUGAUGAACAACAUCAAAUCCAAAUCAAGAAAACAAGAGACCCCAAAAGGGGUAGUGGCACUGCUGCUGCUACUUGUGUGAAAGUACAAGUUGGAAGUGAUUUUCACCUUGCUGGUCCUGGUGCAAUUCAUGUUACAAAUGAUUCUGAUAAACAUUCUUUUGAAGAGAGGCCAGGAGGUGUCAAGUUUGAAGUACAUAGCCAGAGACACAAGGGUAAUGAUAAUGUCAAAGAAUUGGCAAGUCAUGGACUUGGUUCCACAGGUGCUUAUGCAACAUCAAAAGGUGCACAAGCCAAAGAUAGUAUGACACAUGGUGUUCAAAGUGGACAUGACUAUGUUGCUGAUAAGACUGGAGCUGCUAAAAACAUAGCCCUCAAGAAGAGCCAGCAAGGUUACUCUCCAACUAAAGAUACCCUUACAAGCACAGGACAAAAUGUAGUUCAAUCAGCACAACAAGCUAAAGAUUAUGCUAAAAACACAGCACUUGACAAGGGUCAUCAAACUUAUGCUGCUGCCACAGACACCCUUUCAAGUGCUGGACAAACUGCAGCUCAAACAGCAAAGAAGUCCGAAGACACAGUUCUAGACAAGGGUCACCAAGCUUAUACUGCUACAACAGACACCCUUUCAAACACAGGACAGACUGCAGCUCAAUCAGCAAAGAAGGCUAAAGACACAGUUCAUGACAAGGGUCAGCAAGCUUAUGGUGCUACUACAGAUACCCUUUCAAGUGCUGGACAAACUGCAGCUCAAUCUGCAAAGAAGGCUAAAGACACAGUUCUUGACAAGGGUCACCAAGCUUAUGCUGCUACUACAGAUACCCUUUCAAGUGCUGGACAAACUGCAGCUCAAUCUGCAAAGAAGGCGAAAGAUUAUGCUAAGGAUACAGUUUUUGAUAAGGGUCAGCAAGCUUAUGCUGCCACUACAGAUACCCUUUCAACUGCUGGACAAACUGCUGCUCAAUCUGCAAAGAAGGCUAAGGNAGAUACCCUUACAAGUGCUGGACAAACUGCAGCUCAAUCUGCAAAGAAGGCUAAAGACACAGUACUUGACAAGGGUCAGCAAGCUUAUGGUGCUGCUACAGAUACCCUUUCAAGUGCUGGACAAACUGCAGCUCAAUCUGCAAUGAAGGCUAAGGACACAGUUCUUGAUAAGGGUCAGCAAGCUUAUGCUGCUACUACAGACGCCCUUUCAAGUGCUGGUCAAACUACAGUUCAAUCAACAAAGAAUGCAGCAGGUUAUGUUGGGCAGAAAGCAGUAGAAGCGAAAGACGUCACAUUAGAAACGGGAAAAGGAGCAUUGGGAUAUGCAGGGGAAGUAGCCGAGACUGUGAAGGACAAAGCUGCUGUGGCUGGUUGGGGAGCUGCACAUUAUACAGCAGAGAAAGCUGCAGAGGCCACAAAAGCUGUGGUUGGUGUUGGUUCUAAUGUUGCAGGGUACACCGGGGAAAAGGCGGUGGCCGCUAAGGAUGCAAUUGCUGGCACUGGAAUGAACGUUCUCGGGUAUGCAGAGAACAAGUUGGCUGAUGCAAAGGACUAUGUGCUUUCAACUGAAGAAAGUGCAGCAGAGAAUGCAGCUAGGAAGAAAGCUGAAGCUGAGAGGGAACUAGAAGCUAAGAGAUCAUAUGACUUCAAGGGAGAAACUGGAAGUGGAUUCAUUAAUGGGAAAAAGCAAGAAACAAAGUGGGAAGAAGAAGGAAAUGAUGAUUUUCAAGAAUUCGAAUCAGCAGGAGGAGAGGAAUACAUGCAGCAGCAACAGAAGCAAGGAGGAGGACUGUUGAAAGCCAUUGGUGAAACUAUAGUAGAGAUAGGCAAGACAGCCACAGAUCUUAUUGCUGGACGUGGACCUGUAGAAGAAUCAGUUAGCAUGGAGAAGAAGAAAGAUCAGUCACAAUAGAAAUUUUGAGCAUUUAGAGCACAUCUUAGUAGCUUUCUGUCUCAAGUGUUUUUAGUC